CCUCGACAGGCUCUCAAUAAGCCUUUUCUUCUUCCAUUUGCUCACUGUUAUUAUUAUCGUUAUUCUUAAGUCCACUCGCGUCGCGGGUCUUCGUGAUGCUUCGUAACGAGAUGACGCCCGACAUGGAGGCAGUGCCUCCCACCUGCCGGGCGGACUCUCCCGCCGGGACAAGGUGCCAGGAGACGGCCGAGGAGGCGAGCUCUCCUGCCUCCUCCUCAUCUUUCUCGUCCUCCUCAUCCUCGGGGGGCAAUGCAAAGGACAUCUGUGGAGACAUUGCAUUCGUUCCGACCGUCACUGCAAUCUCCUCUAGCCCAGAUUUCCAGUGGAUGGUCCAGCCUACAAUCAUUACAUCUGUCUCCCCGUCUCCGGGUUGCGAGCGAGCCAAUGAGCCGCAGAGCUCUCGCCAGGCAACACCCAUUAGAGAGGGCAGGAAUAAGGGGAAGAAUGCAGCGAGGAAGGCAAAAGCAGAGCAGCUGUCUCCGGAGGAGGAGGAGAAGAAGAGGAUCAGGAGGGAGAGGAAUAAAAUGGCUGCUGCCAAGUGUCGCAACCGACGGAGGGAACUGACGGAUACGCUGCAAGCUGAGACGGACAAGCUGGAGGAGGAAAAAGCAUCCUUGGAGACAGAAAUAGCCAACCUCCUCAAAGAGAAGGAGCGCCUCGAAUUCAUCCUGGCCACGCAUAAAUCGGUGUGCCAAAUGUCCGAGGGCAUGGAGACCGAGUUCCAGCACUCCGCCGGAUCCCCAGAAAUCCCGCCCAGUCCAGAGGAGGACCAGCUCCCGGACGACGGCAUUCAGGAAGCUCCUUCACUCCAAGACAUGGAGAUCCCCAACGAUCCGUCCGCAGCCAUCUCGGGAAACUCCAACAUCCUGCUGUGCGCCAGCGCCGAAAUCAACAUCUGCGACCUGGAGCCAUCUCUGGACAUUAAGGGAGGCCUCCUGGACACAAUGCUGCCCACUUUGUACGACAAGCACCCCACGGAGACGGCCCGGUCUGUUCCAGACAUCGACCUGAGCAGCUCCCUCGGGGUCUCAGACUGGGAGACCUUGUACAAGUCCGUCUCCAGCGAUCUGGAACCCCUCAGUACUCCCGUGGUGACCUCCACCCCGACCUGCAGCAGCUACCUGUCCGUGUUCACCUUCUCCUGUCCUGAGCUGGACUUGCUCACAGACGGACUGGAGAGCCAUAAAGGAGGAGGAGGAAAAGCCGAAUCUGUCGACCAUCUCAACUCGCCAACUCUGCUGGCCUUAUAAAGGAAUUGCUGAUGUGCAUCUUGCAGGUUCCGCACUUUGGAAACAAGAAGUGAGCAAUUCUCAUAAGCCACUGUGUGUAUGUGGUAACGCUCUGAGGAUGACUACAUUCAAGAAAGACACAUAGCCAACAGUGUGAUGAUGUAGCAUGGCUUUUACUUUGACAAGAGCGAGCUCUCCAUUUAAACGCAUGCGCAGAAGUUUCCAGAUCAUUUUCAAAACAUAUAUACUGUACACCAUAUAUAUAUAUAUAUAUAUAUAUAUAUAUAUAUAUAUAUAUAUAUAUAUAUAUAUAUAUAUAUAUAUAUAUCAAUAUAUGAUCUGUUUCUAGAUCUAGGAUGUAAUGUGGAAUUUAACGUGACUGUAGGGUUUUGUGUUUUGGUGUCAGUCAGUGUAUUGAUCCCUAUUAAUGCUGUAGUCACAUACACACAUUCAUUCUUACCUCAAUGUCAUCGACUGUGGUUUUGACCUCAUUGUUGAGAAGGUUUUCCAUGAAAACAUCCAGUGCUAUCUACUAUAUAUAUAUAUAUAUAUAUAUAUCUAUCAAGAUGUAACUUAUGAUUUAUUUUUCUACCUGUCAGAAUUUGUUAAA
This is a messenger RNA of Phycodurus eques (leafy seadragon), 1839 nucleotides long. RefSeq names its product v-fos FBJ murine osteosarcoma viral oncogene homolog Aa (gene fosaa). Gene Ontology annotation, cellular component: nucleus. Bases 96 to 1250 code for a protein of 384 amino acids. NCBI's taxonomy places the organism in Eukaryota, Metazoa, Chordata, Actinopteri, Syngnathiformes, Syngnathidae. The transcript is spliced from 4 exons. Gene Ontology annotation, molecular function: RNA polymerase II cis-regulatory region sequence-specific DNA binding; DNA-binding transcription factor activity, RNA polymerase II-specific. The record is from RefSeq and is a predicted model, not a curated record. Gene Ontology annotation, biological process: regulation of transcription by RNA polymerase II.